AUGGCCAAAGCAAUUCAAGAUUGUAUAGUCUUAUUUGGGGAUAGUCUCACGGAAAGACAGGAUGUUCCUCAAGCUUUAUUCGAGAGAAUGAAUAAUGCAUAUGGCAGGAAGCUCGACGUACUCAACCGUGGCUUUGGUGGUUAUACUUCUACUUUGGUUCUACCUCUAUUUGAGCAUCUAUUCACUCAAAAACCAGAGAUUAGCCCACAGAUCAGACUUAUCACAAUGUGGUUUGGAACAAACGAUGGUGUGAAUUUCCCAAAUCCUCGAGCCACGACCCCUCUUCAAUUUAAGAAAAACCACGAAUUGAUGCUUGAGAAUCUCACUUCACCUAGAUCAUCUUAUGCAGUCUCAGAUGCCCCAGUCCAUAUUCUAUUGAUUACUCCACCACCACCUUAUCUUCCGCAAGUUCCUCUUCCCGCGCAAUGGGUUAGGUCGACUGAAAGAUGUUUGGAAUUCACAGACGUCAUCAGAGAUUUGGGGAAAGAAUGGAAACGUAAAGAGGAGAGUAUCGAGAAUAAAUCAGGUUGGAAAAUCGAAGUUUUAGAUCUAUGGAAAGCUAUGGAAGAUAGAGCUGGUGGAAUAGGUGAUGGAUUAGCACCAUUUUUCCAUGAUGGAUGUCACAUGACUACGGAAGGGUAUGGUGUUUUAUGGGAUGAAUAUCAAAAGAUCGUUAAAGGUGCUUGGAAAGGAGAUGGCUUGGACUGGGAGGACGAAGAUGAUUUGCCCCUAAGAGUUCCUUCGGUCAGAGAAGUGAAUGUAGUGAGACCGGAAAAUGUUGUAGAAAAAAUGGGAGUACCAAAGUGGAAGCGAUAA
Messenger RNA from Kwoniella shivajii, 816 nucleotides. RefSeq lists its product as uncharacterized. The coding region runs from base 1 to 816 and encodes 271 amino acids. The transcript has 6 exons. The record is from RefSeq and is a predicted model, not a curated record. NCBI's taxonomy places the organism in Eukaryota, Fungi, Basidiomycota, Tremellomycetes, Tremellales, Cryptococcaceae.